UCAUCCUCACCCUCCUCCUUUCAUCUCUUUGGGCCCCUUAAAUAUAACCAAAGCCAUGAACAUAUUCCAAGACUGGCCUGAGCCUAUUGUCCGUGUUCAAUCCUUAUCCGAAAGCAACCUCCAAGCCAUACCAAACCGCUACGUCAAGCCUCUGGCUCAACGUCCAAACUUACUCUCUGAAAACUACCAUACCAAAAACAACCCUCACACCGCCGCCAUACCAAUCAUUGACUUAGGCGCCAUAUACACAAACGACAUAACUCUACAGGCCAAUGACGAGAUCUCGAAAGCUUGUAGAGAAUGGGGAUUCUUUCAAGUGGUGAACCAUGGGAUGAGUCCUCAGCUCAUGGAACGAGCUAAAGAAAUAUGGAGAGAGUUCUUUCAUCUUCCCAUGGAGCUUAAGAACAUGCAUGCUAAUUCGCCAAAAACUUACGAGGGAUAUGGAAGCCGACUUGGCGUAGAGAAGGGUGCUAUUCUAGAUUGGAGCGACUACUAUUAUCUUCAUUAUCAGCCUUUGUCUUUGAAGGAUUACACCAAGUGGCCAUCAUUGCCUCUUCAUUGCCGAGAAACUUUGGAGGGUUACUGCAAGGAAAUGGUGAAAUUGUGCGAGAACUUGAUGACGAUAUUAUCGAAAAAAUUGGGAUUACAAGAAGAUAGACUUCAAAAUGCGUUUGGUGGUAAAGAUGAAGCAGGAGGAUGCUUGAGGGUUAAUUACUACCCAAAAUGCCCUCAGCCGGAGUUGACUCUAGGCCUCUCUCCGCACUCUGAUCCCGGAGGAUUGACCAUUCUCUUGCCGGACGAACAUGUCGCCGGCCUUCAUGUCCGUGGAUCCGACGAUGCUUGGAUCACAGUUGAACCAGCUCCCCAUGCUCUCAUCGUUAACAUUGGUGACCAAAUUCAAAUGCUAAGCAAUUCAGUAUACAAAAGCAUAGAGCACAGAGUGAUCGUGAGCCCUGCAGAAGAGAGGUUGUCAUUGGCGUUUUUCUACAACCCAAAGGGUAAUGUUCCGAUCGAGCCACUGAAGGAACUAGUGACCGUAGAUUCACCAGCUCUCUACACCUCCACGACCUACGAUCAAUACCGUCAAUUCAUUCGUACGCAGGGUCCACGCAACAAAUCUCAUAUCGACGAACUUAGAUCCCCUCGAUAGUGGAAUGUGCUUACACGAAUCUAUAUAAUGAAUUGAUGUUUUUGUGUUAAAUAAUGAACUAUUUAUCGUGUUG
Messenger RNA from Brassica oleracea var. oleracea, 1223 nucleotides. Its product is annotated as probable 2-oxoglutarate/Fe(II)-dependent dioxygenase. NCBI's taxonomy places the organism in Eukaryota, Viridiplantae, Streptophyta, Magnoliopsida, Brassicales, Brassicaceae. The coding region runs from base 56 to 1150 and encodes 364 amino acids. The record is from RefSeq and is a predicted model, not a curated record. The transcript is spliced from 3 exons.